Trichoderma reesei QM6a is the source of this 918-nucleotide messenger RNA. RefSeq names its product Fe superoxide dismutase. Gene Ontology annotation, molecular function: metal ion binding; superoxide dismutase activity. The record is from RefSeq and is a predicted model, not a curated record. Gene Ontology annotation, biological process: superoxide metabolic process. Bases 1 to 918 code for a protein of 305 amino acids. Lineage: Eukaryota; Fungi; Ascomycota; Sordariomycetes; Hypocreales; Hypocreaceae. The transcript is spliced from 2 exons.
AUGUUCCGCACACGGCUGCUGCGGACGCCCCGGCAGGCAUUGGCCCUGAACCUGCGCGCAUCCGCCAACGGCAGCAGCUCCAAUGGCAGCUUCAACACCAUCAACAGCAUCGCCAACGGCAAGGGCUUCAGCGCCAGGAGGAGUCUGCACUCGGUGCCCUCGCUGCCGCACGACUUCUCCCAGGGCGUGCCCAAGCUGAUGAGCCCCGGCGGCUUUGCCCUGGCGUGGACGGACUACAUGACGGUCACCCUGGACAAGCUCAACGCCAUGAUUGCUGGCACCGAGCUCGAAAGCCACGACGCCAAGACAAUCGCCCUCAUGACGGCCCGCGAGCCCAACCAGGCGCCCAUCUUCAACCACGCCUCCAUGGCGCACAACAACCACUUCUUCUUCCAGGGCCUGGCCCCCGGCGGCACGCCCAUGCCCGACGACCUGCGCCGCGAGCUCGAGGCCUCCUUCUCCUCCAUCGACUCCCUGCGCCUCGAGUUCAUCGUCACCGCUUCCGCCAUGUUCGGCCCGGGCUUCGUCUGGCUCGUCAAGGCCGGCCCCGGCGACUACCGCCUGCUGCCCACCUACCUCGCCGGCUCCCCCUAUCCGGGCGCCCACUGGCGCAUGCAGUCCACCGACAUGAACACGGUCGGCAACGACGGCUCCGCGCGCCCCUUUCUCAGGAACCAGCUCCUCGGCGCCGGCAGGAGGAGGACGGGCGACUUGCCGCCCGGAGGAAUCGAGCUCGAGCCGCUGCUGUGCCUCAACACGUGGGAGCACGCCUGGCUGCUCGACUGGGGGAUGGGCGUCGAUGGCAAGGGCGGCAAGGCUGCGUAUGUCGAUGCUUGGUGGAAUUCGGUGGAUUGGGAAAAGGUGCAUCAGAGGGCGGGCACGGUGCGGCCUGAGUUUAUGACGGAGAAUUCUCCUUGA